AUGGCCGCUGCAGCUGCCCUGCCCAUGCAAGGGGCCGCCCCCACGUCCCACGGGCUCCAGGGGAGUGGCGGCGAGAGCGGUGGGUCUGGUGGCAAUCGGCCAAGUGGCCAGCCUCCUUCUUCCGGCCCUUCGUCCCCUACCACUCCCCCGGCAGCAGCACGCUACAACCUGACUUACACCGAGCGUCUGAUGAGUUCGGGCACGGGCGCCUUUCUCACCUCAGCCAUGAUGACCCCGUUUGAUGUAAUCAAGACGCGACUUCAAGCGCAAAAUCAACCUCGAUUCCAGAACUGUGUGCGCGAGGCGUACUGCGGCAUGGUGGAGAGUGGUCCCCCUUGCCCCACUUGUGGACGGCCCCGCCUGCAUCUCACCGGCACCGUGGACGCUUUUUAUCAAAUCUUCCGCCACGAAGGCGCCGCCGCCUUGUGGCGGGGCAUGGCCCCUACCAUGAUCAUGUCCGUGCCCAGCACAGUCAUUUACUUUAGCACCUACGAUGUCUUGCGCGACUCUGCUCCCAUCAAGGAUUGGACUUACGGUGCCGGCGUAGCUGGUGCCACCUCUCGCGUGUUUGCAGCGAGCAUUAUCUCUCCACUCGAGCUUGUCCGAACCAAGAUGCAGGCUGCUACCUAUAACAGCUAUCGCGAGUUGAUGCAAGUCGUGCAGACGGCGGUCAAGCUUGGCGGCGUCCGCGUGCUGUGGCGUGGUCUCGGCCCAACGCUGCUGCGCGACGUCCCCUUUUCAGCUUUGUAUUGGUUUGGGUAUGAACGGCUGCGCGAGACUCUGGGCCGGCAUCAGUUUGGGCCACAUUUCCGUGCGGAUACGUCUCCGUUGUGGAUUGCCUUUACGGCGGGAGCACUCUCUGGAACAGUGGCCGCGGCCAUCACUUUGCCUUUUGAUGUUAUCAAGACGCGUCAGCAAACGCUGCUGGGCGAGCUGGUAUCACAACUGGGUCGUGGAUCGAACGCGGCAGCAAGCUUGCGCAAGGGACGCGAAACGGCUUGGUACAUUAUCCGUGACGUGCUGCGCACUCACGGCUACCGCGGCUUGUGGGCCGGGUUGACGCCUCGAAUCGCCAAGACGGCACCGGCCUGUGCCAUAAUGAUUUCCACAUAUGAAUAUUCAAAGCGCAUCUUUAUGCAGCCCCCCCUCCAGGAUCAGUGA
This is a messenger RNA of Monosiga brevicollis MX1, 1161 nucleotides long. RefSeq lists its product as uncharacterized. Lineage: Eukaryota; Choanoflagellata; Craspedida; Salpingoecidae. The transcript is spliced from 10 exons. Bases 1 to 1161 code for a protein of 386 amino acids. The record is from RefSeq and is a predicted model, not a curated record. Gene Ontology annotation, biological process: mitochondrial transmembrane transport.